GUGCUGUGGAGAGGUGAAAUGUGGCUGCUGCUGGUGGCCCUGUGCCUGGCUCAGGGACUGGGCAGUGCUGCCCCACGUGCCGGAGUGAUCCACGACAACCCUGAACAGUCCAUGAACAUCAGCCAGAAGAUAAUUUUCCAUGGGUAUCCCAGUGAGGACUACGACGUGCUGACAGAGGAUGGCUACUUCCUCAGCCUCAACCGGAUUCCACAUGGCAAGGGAAAAGCUGGGCACUCAGGAUCCAGGUCACCUGUGUUGAUUGUGCAUGGGUUCAGUUUAGAUGGUGGUGACUGGGUGGACAACUUCCCCAACAACAGCCUGGGCUUCAUCCUCGCCGACGCGGGGUAUGAUGUCUGGAUCGGAAACAACCGGGGCAACAGCUGGUCCCGCCGGCACCUGAACCUUUCUGUUGACCAAGAGAAGUUUUAG
This is a messenger RNA of Eurypyga helias (sunbittern), 429 nucleotides long. Its product is annotated as lipase member N-like. The annotation marks the transcript as partial. The record is from RefSeq and is a predicted model, not a curated record. Lineage: Eukaryota; Metazoa; Chordata; Aves; Eurypygiformes; Eurypygidae. The transcript has 3 exons. Gene Ontology annotation, biological process: lipid metabolic process.